Erinaceus europaeus (western European hedgehog) is the source of this 1169-nucleotide messenger RNA. It is a transcript of the gene ANAPC10, whose product is annotated as anaphase promoting complex subunit 10. The record is from RefSeq and is a predicted model, not a curated record. The transcript has 5 exons. Gene Ontology annotation, biological process: anaphase-promoting complex-dependent catabolic process; protein K11-linked ubiquitination. Gene Ontology annotation, cellular component: anaphase-promoting complex. NCBI's taxonomy places the organism in Eukaryota, Metazoa, Chordata, Mammalia, Eulipotyphla, Erinaceidae. Bases 150 to 707 code for a protein of 185 amino acids.
CGACGUCAUCCGACCGCGACUCCAGUUCCGCCCGGCGGGGACCGGCUGGCGGUGCGCGGGUUGCGGUGGGAGUGGCGCGGAGCUGCAGGGCGUCCUCCAGUAGAGCGCGAGCGGCGGCCGGCCGACUCUGCGAGCUACUAGUUUAAAAAAUGACCACCCCAAACAAGACACCUCCUGGUGCUGACCCUAAGCAGCUGGAAAGAACUGGGACAGUACGGGAAAUCGGGUCACAAGCUGUUUGGUCGCUGUCAUCUUGCAAACCAGGGUUUGGAGUGGACCAGUUACGAGAUGAUAAUCUGGAAACAUAUUGGCAAUCAGAUGGCUCCCAGCCUCAUUUAGUGAACAUCCAGUUCAGGAGGAAAACUACAGUGAAGACUUUAUGCAUUUAUGCCGAUUACAAAUCUGAUGAAAGCUACACUCCAAGCAAGAUUUCAGUUCGAGUAGGAAAUAAUUUUCACAACCUUCAAGAAAUUCGGCAACUUGAAUUGGUGGAACCAAGUGGCUGGAUUCACGUUCCCCUAACUGACAAUCAUAAGAAGCCAACUCGCACAUUCAUGAUACAGAUUGCUGUCCUAGCUAAUCACCAGAAUGGAAGAGACACCCACAUGAGACAAAUUAAAAUAUACACCCCAGUGGAAGAGAGCUCGAUCGGUAAAUUUCCCAGGUGCACAACCAUCGACUUCAUGAUGUAUCGCUCAAUAAGGUGACCUUAGGAUGGACAGCGUCAUCAGUCACAUCUGGGUUUCACCUUGUCAGCACUGACGACACCUGGAAGCUUGACUGAACGACUAGCAGCUGAGCUGUCAGUUCAGUAUCAGCUGUUUCGCGACUUCGUAUUCAUUUCAAAGUAUCUCAUUGUGAUUUUGGUAAAUAAUUUUUUGGGUUAUAUCAUCUUUAGUUUCUAUGUUGCUUAAUAAAGCUCACGUAUUUUGCAUUACUAUAAAUGGGUUUGGAGUCAAUCAUUAAAUUUCCUGUUAAUCAAAAGAGAACCAGCCAAACUGAAGAAUUUAAGACACAAUUCUUUUGUUGGUGGUGAUUGUUGUGAUUGUUCUGCAUCGAUGAGACUCACUGCGCACAUGGGAACGAAACUGCUUUAUCAACAUGUAAUAUCUUUACAGGUAAAAAGAAAAUGUUCUUUUGUUUUUCUACCAAAGGGAGUUUCCUUAUUU